AUGGUGAAGACUGAACCCCAGAAUUUGCGUCUCUAUGACCUUGAGGGAUGUCUCCCUUCCUACAACGUGAAAUCCACAAUUGUACAAUGUGUUGGCACUGACUAUGUGUUUCUAUAUGGUGGUUUCGAUGAUAUGGAUAUUUUGGAUAGCAAUGUGUACUUAUUGAACUUGAAGACCAAGACCUGGGAGGUGGACGAUAAGCAUGAUGGUUUAUAUAGAGAGGGUCAUCUGGCUGUCUAUAUAAGCAAUGGCAAUAUUUUAGUGUUCGGAGGUGUACCAUACGAUGAGUUUCCAGUACCUUCAGUUACUCGUCAAAGAACUGCUCCUGCAACGUUUCGAAAAGAUAGUUUGAUGAUGAUCUACAACAUAUACGACAGGAAAUGGAUCGGACCUCCACCUUUUGCGCUUGAUAAUGCGCCAUCUUCGAGAUCAAGACAUGCGUGCUGUCUUUCUCCGGACCAUUCAAAGCUAUACGUAAGCGGAGGACUUGUUAAGUCUGCUCCAUUGGAUGAUUUAUAUUGCUAUGACUUGACUUCUGGUUCGUGGCUGGGUCCAAUAAGAUUCGUAUCUCGUUUUGAUCAUUUCAUAACAGUAUAUGGCGAUAAGCUAUAUUCAUUUGGAGGUUUGGAUAAGGACAUGAACCAUGUCAAAGACACAAUUACUUUCUAUUCAUUUAAGAAUCAUACUAUUGGCCAAAUCUCCAUAAUACAAAAACCAGAGUCAUCCACUAUACUAGGGAAGGAGGACGAGCUCAACCUGGAGUUUGAUUCUCAUAGCACAUACAAUCCAAAUGAUUGCGAACGUCUAUACGUCGACUCAGUCAUUAAUCUGUCUAUCAUAUUGGAUAUUUCUCUACCUUCCUGGAGUGCUACAUCUGGUGGGUUGAUCAUAUCUAAUUUCGAUCUUGAUGACUUCGAAACUCAAGAAACAUUUAAUAUUCGUAAUAUUGCCAUGAUCUACAAUAGAGCUAACAAGAUCGACGUCAUGAACUAUUCAUGGAAAGAAACAUUUGUCAAAGAAAAUGGAACCUUGUACUUGUUGGGGACAAACUUCAACAGUACAAAUGUGGUUCCUGAUACAGCGAAUGCAACAGCAGAUUCAAUACCUGGCGAAGAUGGCACCACUGAUGGCAUGGACGAAAUGGAAAACGAAGAAGCAUCGGGCAUAGCUAAGUUAGGUGCUCUUUUUGAGAUGAAAUUGAGUGAUCUCGGAAUACCAUUCCGCAAAAAUAUUAGCCUCGAGAAAAGUCAAAUCCAGAGUAGUAUUCCAUUAUCAAUGGAUUACGAGAGGUUUCUUUUGAGCGAGCAAUUCACUGAUUUCGAGAUUGUAACUUUGGCCGAUGAAGAAGAUAGAGAUAAAUAUCAAGAAUCUUUCUCUAUAACGGAACUGGACCCUUCAAGUAUCAAAAUUGUAAAGGUUCAUAAGGCAAUUCUAUUAUCCAGGUGGCCCCAUUUUCAAAGAUUAAUUGCAAUUGGGAUGGCAGAAACAGUUCUGAAUAAGAUGUUUAUUCCUGAACCACAUCGUUGGGUCAAAGGAUUGCUUUAUUACUUGUACGUUGGAACAAUAAAUGUUGAUUCUUAUGUUCAUGGGCCAUAUACAAUAUUGGAUUACCUAGGUUUGUCAAUGCUUGCAAAUAUGUACGAGCUUCCAGAUUUGAGGACUUUGGCGAUGCACAAAUUGUUCAAACUAUUCGACCAACUUCAACUAUCAUUUGACGCGCAGAACGAUGAGAUGAUUUCAAUAUUGCUUAAGCUCUGGCGGGAAUUAUCCUUUGCAAACGAAAUCGUCCUUCGUGUGAAAGUUAUGGAUAUGAUAAGAAGAUACUGGGCUACUAUUACUCGGUCAAAGCCAUUCUUCUCGUUGUCCAAGGAUGAAAUAGUAAAACUUUGCCAAGAUUCAAGUGAU
Messenger RNA from Scheffersomyces stipitis CBS 6054, 1905 nucleotides. RefSeq lists its product as uncharacterized. The transcript has a single exon. The record is from RefSeq and is a predicted model, not a curated record. The annotation marks the transcript as partial. Gene Ontology annotation, molecular function: protein binding. Lineage: Eukaryota; Fungi; Ascomycota; Pichiomycetes; Serinales; Debaryomycetaceae.